This is a messenger RNA of Cajanus cajan (pigeon pea), 2325 nucleotides long. RefSeq names its product RNI-like superfamily protein. Gene Ontology annotation, cellular component: nucleus; cytosol; perinuclear region of cytoplasm. NCBI's taxonomy places the organism in Eukaryota, Viridiplantae, Streptophyta, Magnoliopsida, Fabales, Fabaceae. Gene Ontology annotation, molecular function: small GTPase binding; GTPase activator activity. Gene Ontology annotation, biological process: activation of GTPase activity; nucleocytoplasmic transport. The record is from RefSeq and is a predicted model, not a curated record.
GAUACUUGAUAGAAUAGAACGGAAUAGAACGAACGAGACAUGGUUCAUAGCUAGCGAGUGACCUUACUCGCUUCUCCAUUCUUCUCUACACUCAUCUCUCCGCGAAAAUCUGCACACGAAGCCUUUUCAUAAUUUAUAUCUGCGAUUGCUUCUUUCAUUUAUCCACCGUUCUAUGCUCCUUCAUCGAUCAUAAGCCAUGGUCUUCACUUCCACUCUCUCCCUCUACUCUCACCCGCAGGUUCGCCUCCGCAACCAGCGCCUGCAAGCGCCGCUCUCAACCGCCGCCGCCGUUGCUCAAUUUGCGCGGCUUCCGGCUCUGAACUACCGGAGAACGUGUUCUCCGAGACUGCGAUUCGGAAGCUUCGUGGUUAGGGCUUCCUCCAGCGUGGAAGGAACUCGCGCGCGCGGCACCGGUUCUCGCAGAGUCUAUCGCCAGUCUCAGGCCAGCGCGCCGCUGUCAAGUGCUCCGGUGAAACAGAUUGUCAACAUUGUUGCGCCCUUUGCCGCCUUCUUCGCCCUCACUUUUGUUAUCUGGAAGUUAGUGGAGAAACUUCUUGUUCCAACUCAGAAGCAAUUGAAAUCUUCGACUGUGGAAAGUCAAUCCCCUUCACAAGGACUGAAAUGGUCUUUUGCUGCUGGUACAAACUUGUUAUCCCAGCUUGGGGCAAAGAUUGAGAGACAAUCUAAACAGAAGCUCAAUGAGUUUGCUCGGGAACUGAGGUCAUUUCCUAGUAUUGAUAUGUCAGGGCGCAACUUUGGAGAUGAAGGAUUAUUCUUCCUAGCUGAGAGCUUGGCAUUCAACCAGACUGCAGAGGAAGUGAGUUUUGCAGCAAAUGGAAUAACUGCAGCUGGAUUGAGAGCUUUUGAUGGGGUUCUUCAAUCAAACAUCACAUUGAAGACUCUUGAUCUGUCAGGAAACCUUGUUGGAGACGAGGGUGCUAAGUGCUUAUGUGACAUAUUGGUGAAUAACUCUAGCAUUGAGAAGCUCCAGCUAAACAGUACUGACUUGGGUGAUGAGGGUGCAAAAGCUAUUGCUGAAAUGUUGAAGAAAAACUCAAGUUUGCGGGUUCUUGAACUUAACAAUAACAUGAUUGAAUAUUCUGGAUUUUCAAGUCUGGCAGGAGCACUUCUUGAGAAUAACAGUAUACGCAAUAUACAUCUCAAUGGCAAUUAUGGUGGUGCUUUGGGGGCUAAUGCUUUUGCUAAAGCACUUGAGAGCAACAAGUCAUUAAGGGAACUUCAUUUGCAUGGAAAUUCUAUUGGAGAUGAAGGAAUCCGUUCUUUGAUGACAGGAUUAUCUUCACAUAAAGGGAAACUUACACUUCUAGACAUCAGCAACAACUCAUUAACAGCUAAAGGUGCAUUCCAUGUUGCCGAGUAUAUAAGGAAGAGCAAAAGCCUGUUAUGGUUGAAUCUUUACAUGAAUGACAUUGGUGAUGAGGGAGCCGAAAAAAUUGCAGUUGCUUUAAAGGAAAACCGAUCAAUAACAACGUUGGAUCUGGGGGGAAAUAAUAUUCAUGCAGAUGGUGUUAGUUCCAUUGCCCAAGUUUUAAAAGAUAAUUUAGUUAUUACCACUUUAGAACUUAGUUAUAAUCCCAUUGGACCAGAUGGAGCCAAGGCCUUGGCUGAAGUUCUCAAGUUUCAUGGGAACAUAAAAACCCUUAAGCUUGGUUGGUGCCAGAUCGGAGCAAAAGGGGCAGAGUUCAUUGCAGAUGCUUUAAAAUACAAUACCACCAUAUCAAUUUUGGACUUGCGAGCAAACGGACUAAGAGAUGAAGGUGCACAAUGCCUGGCUCGCAGCUUGAAAGUGGUUAACGAAGCAUUAACCUCUCUAGAUUUAGGAUUUAAUGAAAUACGGGAUGAUGGAGCUUUUGCUAUUGCUCAAGCACUCAAGUCUAAUGAUGAUGUAGCUGUCUCAUCCUUAAACAUUGCCAGUAAUUUCCUUACAAAAUUUGGGCAGAGUGCUUUGGCUGACGCACGAGACCAUGUUUUGGAGAUGACCGAAAAGGAAAUUAACAUCUUCCUCUAGAAGACAUUAUAUUCUGCAAUAAAUUCUUGUUAUAAACUAUAACAGUUUUUUAUUUUUUUUUUUAUUUUUUUUUUUUUAUUUUAAUUUUGCAUAUAUGCUGCCGGCAAGUACUGGUAAGAGCUCGUUCACAUCAAUUUUUUGAGUUCUAACCAUUAAUUGAGGGAAAGUAUAGAAAUUUGUCUGUACUGUAGCCUAUUGUUGAUCUAGAAACCGUUAAAAGCGGUUGCAGAUCCUAUUGAUUUCUUGAAUAAUGUAGUUUACCCACAAGAAUCAAUCUGUUAAGAUUAUUGUUAUCA